AUGAUUGAAAAACCUAAAAAGAAAGCAUUAAGGCCCAUUGCGCUAACUAAUUGCCUUGGUAACAUAGCUGAAAAAAUAAUAAAUGAGAGGAUAAAGGCAUGGGCAGAAGAUGAGGAGAUAAUGGAUCCGGAUCAAAAUGGCUUUAGAAAAGAAAACACAAGGAUCAUACCGAAGGUGUCCUUCAAAAGGGUCUUCCACAAGGUUCAAUAUUUAGUCCAAUCUUAUAUAACCUAUACAUAUACGUCGGAUAUAACACAAGGUACAAAUCAACAGAACUCUAAAACCCUACAAUAUGCAGAUGAUAUGAUAACCAUAACAACAGGAAAAGACUCAUGGGAACUAGCCACCACUAUUGAGAAUAAUCUAGAAAUCAUUAUUAAAAACCUUAAAAAAAUAAAUCUGGAAGUUUCGGAAGAAAACACUCAAAUGAUAAUCUUUAACAGAAAUGGUAAUAUCUACAAAAAGGGAAUUAAGAUUGGGAUAAAUAACCAACAGAUAAAGGAGGAGAAACAACUAAAAUUUCUGGGAAUCAUAUUUGAUCAAAAAAUGAAUUUCAGUAAACAUAUAGAAACUGUUAUGUCGGCGGGAUAGGCGUAAUGAAAACUCGUAAUUGAU
This is a messenger RNA of Osmia bicornis bicornis, 615 nucleotides long. RefSeq lists its product as uncharacterized. The record is from RefSeq and is a predicted model, not a curated record. Lineage: Eukaryota; Metazoa; Arthropoda; Insecta; Hymenoptera; Megachilidae. The transcript has 2 exons. The coding region runs from base 1 to 591 and encodes 196 amino acids.